Molecule: messenger RNA, 3189 nt
Organism: Corvus hawaiiensis (hawaiian crow)
Lineage: Eukaryota; Metazoa; Chordata; Aves; Passeriformes; Corvidae
Product: deleted in malignant brain tumors 1 protein-like
Exons: 13
Coding region: 35-2980 (981 amino acids)
Cellular component (GO): membrane
Source: RefSeq, a predicted model, not a curated record
AUCCCCUGGCUGCGCGGGGCUCGGCGCCGGGGCCAUGGGGCCGAUGGCGGCGCUGGGGCUGCUGGUGUGCGCGCAGCUGUGUGCGGGCUCCGGGGAGCUGCGUCUGGUGGGCGGCGGCGGGCGCUGUGCCGGGCGCGUGGAGGUGAAGCACGGCGGGGAGUGGGGCUCCGUCUGCGUCUUCGACUUCCACAGGGAAGCCCGUUGGGCCAUCGUGGUGUGCCGGCAGCUGGGCUGUGGCCAGGUGGCCAAGGCGUCCCCGUACGCCCCGUUCGGGCAGGGCACCGGGCGCAUCUGGCUCCAGCCCUUCUGCCGCGGCACCGAGGAGGCGCUGGAGGAGUGUCCGCACUUCGGAUGGGGCCAGCACUUCUGCGGCCACGAGUCGGAUGCGGGGGUGACCUGCAGAGAUGCCGUGGAGCUGAGGCUGGCGGGCGGCGGCAGUCCCUGCGCCGGGAGGGUGGAAGUGAAGCUUCGGGGACGCUGGGGCUCGGUGGCAGAUGACCCCUGGGACAUGGAGGACGCCGAGGUUGUGUGCCAGCAUCUGGGCUGUGGCUCGGCUGCCGGUGCCUACUUUGCCCGCGAGAUCUUUGGCGCAGGGAAUGGGCCCGUCAGUCUGGCCAAUGUGGACUGCAAAGGAAAUGAGUCCACUCUCUGGGACUGCGAGAUCCGCGGCUGGGGACCUUAUAACUUCGUCCAUAACUACGACACUGCUGUUACUUGCCAAGGAUUUUCCCGGCUGGUCGGAGGUGAUGGAGCGUGUGCCGGGCGGCUGGAGGUACGUCAGGGCCGGGCCUGGGUGGGCGUCUGCGAGGAUCAGGUGGACAUGAAGGUGGCGCAGGUGGUUUGCCGGGAGCUGGGCUGUGGAGCGGCGCUCUCCAUCCCCGGCAGCGAGCGAUUUGGGGCAGGAUCGGGGCCGCUCUGGGACGGGGGCUUGCAGUGCAAUGGCACCGAGCCCCUCCUCAGCGCCUGUGCCCGGCAUCGGCCCCACAGCCAGGGCUGCAGCACCGGCCCUGCCAGCGUCAUCUGCUCCCCCUACACGGGCUUCCGGCUGGGCAACAGCAGCUCGGGAUGCACCGGGCGGGUGGAGGUGGCAGUGAGGGGGACGUGGGGCUCCGUGUGCGCCAGCGAGUGGGAGCUGGCCGAUGCGCACGUCCUGUGCCGCCACCUGGGCUGCGGCCGCGCCUUCACCGUGCCCCCGGGAGGCUCCUUUGGCAGCGGGGACGGGCCACUGCGGCCGGACGCCUUCGGCUGCAGCGGGAGCGAGCGGCACCCGGGCGAGUGCCCCGUGGCCGUGCUGGGGAAGCCCCCCUGUGCCCCCGGAAACGCCGCUGCCGUCAACUGCUCAGGUGUUGGUGGCUUCGUCGAGUCCCUGCGGCUGGUGGAGGGUCAGAGCUUUUGCGAUGGGCGGCUGGAGGAGACCAUAACCAGCCCGGCAUGGCGCCGUGUGCCUGUGGAGCAGUGGAAGUCAUGGGAUGUCCACAUGGUUUGUGCAGUGCUGGGCUGUGGCGUUCCCAAGGACGUUAACACCUCCUUGGGUACGGCCACUGUCGUGAGCAGCAGCCCCAGCGAGAUGGACAUCAUGACUGAAGAGACGGACAUUUUGGACGUGGGUUCUGCGCUGACCAGCAGCCGCCAUGAGAAGAUGGAUGAUGUAGUGGAGAACAUGGACGAUGUCUCAGGGAUGGGCCCUGCACCAACCAGCAGCCCUGAGGGGAUGGUCAUCGUCUGCUCAGGCAGCCGGCGGGUGAGGCUGGUGGGGAGCUCUGGGCGCUGCGCCGGGCGUGUGGAGGUCUAUUCCGGUGGCACGUGGAGCGCCGUCUGCCAGGAAGGCUGGGAGCUGCGGGACGCCGCCGUUGUCUGCCGGGAGCUGGGCUGUGGCACGGCGCUGGAGGCACCGAGGUCGGCGCGCUUCGGUGCCGGCCCGGGGCCGCUGUGGCCGUACAUCCCUGCCUGCUCCGGGAGCGAGGAGUCUCUCUGGGAAUGCGGGCGUUCGGAAGGGCGCGAGUGCGGGCGUGGCGGCGGGGCAGGGGCCGUCUGCUCAGAGCAGCUCUCCGUGCGGCUGGCGGGCGGCCGCGGGCGCUGCCGCGGGUUCCUGGAGGUGUCCCACAACGGCACCUGGGGCCGCGUGUGCGCCAACGGCACCAGCCCCGGCACCGCCAACACCGUCUGCCAACAGCUGGGCUGUGGGCCCCGGGGCUGGCUGUCGGCCGUCCCCGCCCAGCAGCCGGCCCCCGCCUGGCUGGCCUGGGUGGGCUGUGAGGACGGGGCCCGCUCGCUCUGGGGGUGCCCCUCGGCACCCUGGAAUCUGCAGAGCUGCGGCCCAGGCGGGGACGCCCACGUGGCUUGUGAUGGGGACAGUGAUGGCAUCGCUGAGACGGACACAACCCCCCAUCCCGACAGUGCCACGAGCACAGGUAGCUGUGCCCCGGUGACCGCGGGGACUGUGCCUGUGCCAACUGUCCUGUGCGUGGUGCUGGGGACGCUGCUGUGCGUGGCCCUGGGUGCCCUGGCCGUGCUGCUGUGCCGUGCCCGCGCCUGGCGCCGAGGCCCUGGCAGAGCUGCAGAUGCCGUCUCCAACGCUGUCUACGAGGAGCUGGACUACACCGCGAUGCCGGAGUACCAGGAGGUGCCCAGUCGCCCGGGUUCCCUGUCAGAGGGGUCGGUGAAGAAGCUGCCCUAUUACACCGGCGACAGCGUGGAGGGGAGUGACACCGAGGCAAGCCCAGAGCCCCCUGCCUGCCCCGAGCACGGAACCCCGGAUGGCUACGACGAUGCCCUGGGUGUGCCACAGGAGCCCCCUGCUCCCAGCACUGGGGACAUGUCCGAGGGCGUGGCACAGAGGAGGUGGAUCUGUGUCCUCCCCACAGGUGGGAUCUACUCCCCUCCGAGUGCCCCAGGAGCCACCAGGACCCCCUCGGAACAGCCGCCGGUGCACACAGACUAUGAUGAUGUCGGCAGCAGCGCCCUGGGGCCGUCGCCAUGAGGAUGCCGCAGCCCUGGGGACACGUGUGUGGUGCUGUGCUGGGGCCCUGUCCCCAGGAAGGGGUGGCCCUGCCCACAGAGGUCACCCCUCCCUGUGCAGCAGUGCAGGAAAACAGCUCCUGUGUAGGGAUUUUCUUGGCUUUCUGUCUGAAUUUCCCUUUUUCUCUUAUUAAAGACUCUCGUGGUUUGACACUGGCCCGACGCCAGGCA